Molecule: messenger RNA, 14607 nt
Organism: Homo sapiens (human)
Lineage: Eukaryota; Metazoa; Chordata; Mammalia; Primates; Hominidae
Gene: SLC16A7
Product: solute carrier family 16 member 7
Exons: 5
Coding region: 3306-4445 (379 amino acids)
Biological process (GO): monocarboxylic acid transport; plasma membrane lactate transport; transmembrane transport
Cellular component (GO): postsynaptic density membrane; basolateral plasma membrane; hippocampal mossy fiber to CA3 synapse
Molecular function (GO): transmembrane transporter activity; secondary active monocarboxylate transmembrane transporter activity; monocarboxylic acid transmembrane transporter activity
Source: RefSeq, a predicted model, not a curated record
CUUCUGUUUUAGAAGCAUUUAUAUUCUCUUAAAGUCUGAUGGUUAGGUUUCUAACUUUUCCAGUAUUUGGAUUGGUAAAUGUACUACUUAAGUUACAUAAAUGCUUUAUUAUUGGUAAUGGCACAUAUAAAAUCUCAAUGCAUUUAUAUGACUCUCUAGUAAUUUGUUAUACAAAGAGUACAGAAAACAGUGAUUUACCAUAGACUAUUGUUUACAUCUGAAUCUAUUUGUUCAACUCUUUUAUUACCAUUGCCUUGUUUGGCUCAUAUAAAUUUUAUUUAAUUUUUCUUUCUAACUAAUCACAAUGAUACCAAAUUGUAGUAUAUAGUUUUAUUUGUAGCAUAGAUUGCUCUCUAAAAAUAUGUACCAUGAGUACAUGUGUAAAUCAAUGAACAUCAACUUAAACAGUAGCUAUUUCAUGUGAACUACACACAUUCUUGUCAAGAAACAGGAGUAAAUGGCUGAGGCCCAGGCAUAAUUCCUUGGAAGUGACAAUGCCAAAAUGCCCAAGGAAGCUCUUGGCAGGGCUACUCAUUUGUUUUCACAUAUUUAUCUAUUUGUUCCCUUGGUUUCAAGGCUUUAAACAGAAAUUCAGAGCAUUUUCAUGGUAUCUGGGCAUCAUUACAAUAUUUACUAAAAGAGAAGUCCUAAACAUGGUCAUUUUAUGGGAGAAAUCAGUAGCACAUGGUGUUUAUGCAAUGUUAUAUAUGAUUUUACUCAUUAUGCCAACUGUAUUAAGGGGAUUCCAUCUUUCUUUGGGCCCUCAUCAGGCUACCACGAUAUACAAUGAGUGGUAUACUUAAGCUCUGGCUGAAUUGUUCUGUAAUGUAAUCUGACUCAAGGAGAACAAAUGGAGAGGGUCUUUGUCAUUCUACUGUGUCAUGUGAAUUUUCUCUGUUUCUGGAGUCUAAGUUGUUCUGUUUUUCACCUGCUAUUUGAGAAAUUUUUUACAAUUUUCGUGUCAUAAGCCAGAAUGCAAUGGGAUGAAUAUGGAGCCUUUCUUUUUAUACACUCUCUUGAAACUCUUCAUGAAAAGCUUUCUUAUUGAAUUGUUUCAUUCUAGCUUGAAUAUCGAAAUGGAAUGUGUUACGAUAAAUUCAUAAGUACGUUUCUAUUAUUAUACUAUUUAUAUAGUUAUGACACAUUGUGAAUUGAAUGAAAGGUCUUAUAAAAUUCUGAAAAGCUGUGCUGUUGCUUGUGUAUUAUUUAUUUAUAUCUCUAAAAUUAUCCACUGACUGCAAAUUGUCCGUAAGGGACAUAUUCAAUGUAAAACAAUCAUUCCCAGAACUAAAAAAGGUCUAAAAAUUUCUUUUGAAUUUUCUUUCUACUACAAAUUUUUGCAUAAGAACAGAAACAGUAACUUCUUUCUAAAACAACAAUGGAAUCUCAAUAUCAAAAUUAGUCUGGUUAAGUACAGCAUGACUGUAGGCCUAGCUGCUUGGGAGGCUGAGGUGGGAGGAUCACUUGAGGCUCAGAGUUUGAGGCUGCAGUGUACUAUAAUAGUGCCUAGGAACAGCCACUGUACUUGAAGCUGGUCAGCAUAAUGAGACCACAUCUUUCUCAAAAAAAAAAAAAUCUGAUGCUCAGUAUCAAUCAUUUAAAAAUAAAUGAAUGAAUGAUCAUGGGACAGAAAAAUGAUAAAUUCUGUAUUCAAUCUACAUUUGAACUUAUAUUUUUGUUACAUCUCUGCAAAUUAUUUUCAUGGGUUUAAGUAUUUUUAAUUCAUUUUAUUUUUAUUUGCAAAAACAUUGCACAUACAUCUAAUUUUUAAAAAUUUUCUGGGAUCAUAAGACUACAUGGUUAAAAUAUUCUAUUAUACUUUUAUAGCAGAUUCAAUCAAAAUAAGAUAAUUACUGAAUAAAAUGUAAACAUUGACUAGAAAUGUCCCUUUUAAUGAAAUCAAUAGGCAUCCUGUAUAUCUAUAGAUGAAUAAUUUUUAGUGCUAGUUAAGCAGAUACAGGUUUUUGUCUCAAUUAUAUUUCUUUCUUGGUUUUUCUUGGUUUUUAAUUGAGGUACGUGCUGAGUAACUUGUUCACAUAAUAAAGUAGAUGACAGUGGAAAGUAUUUUAUUUUCAGUAUUAGUCAAUUAUUUGAACUUGCCAAAAAUCACAUAAUGAUUUAUUAUCAAAAAUUAUUUGUAAUGAUCUGUGGACUGACAAUUCACUUGAAUCUUCCCUCAAUAUUGUGAAGAGCAGAAAAUUGGAAACCAUCUGAUUAACAAAAAGAUUAUUUCUAGUCAAUAAACUUAGCAUUUCUGAGAAGUGUCUCAAAAACAUUUACCAAAACUUAAAAAAUGAAAAUAACUAUACUGCCUUUUUAUCAUUUAGAGGCAAAAAAUCAAAAAAUUAAAAUACAGGUAUACUUCUACUUAUUGCAUUUCACUUUAUUGCACUUUGCAAAUACUGCAUUAAUUACAAAUUGAAGGUUUGUGGCAACCCUGCCUUCAGAAACUCUGUUGGCACCAUUUUUCAUGACAGCAUGUGCUGACUUUGUGUCUUGUGUCACAUUUUGGUAAUUCUCACAGUAUUUCAAACUCUUAUUGUUAUUAUAUCUGUUAUGGUUAUCUUUGAUGUUGCUAUUAUAAUUGUUUUUGGGUGCCAUGAACUGUGCCCAUAUAAGAGGGUAAGUUUAAUGUUGUGUGCAUUAUCACUACUCCAUAGACCAGCUGUUCUGCUAUCUCUCCCCCUCUCCUAGGGCCUCUCUACUGUCUGAGAUACAACAGUAUUGAAAUUAGGCCACUUAAUAAACCUACAGUGGCUUCUAAGUGUUCAAGUGAAAGGAAGAGUUGCAAGUCUCUCAUUUGAAAUCAAAAGCUAGAAAUGAUUCACCUUAAUGAGAAAGGUGCUGAAAGCACAGGCUGAAAGCUAGGUGUCUAGCACUAAGGUUAGCCAAGUUGUGAAUGCAAAGGAAAAGUGAAGAAAGUUUUAGAAGUUUGGAUACAAGAUCAAACCACCCACAACAUUCCCUAAGCCAGAGCCUAAUCCAGAGCAGGGCCCUAACUGUCUUCAAUUCUACUGAAGCUUACAGCUGCCGUACAUAAUGACUCCUCUGAUGAAUCUGGGAAAAGGAGAUGGAAAAUCUUCUGGAAAGGAUUUGCUAUUCUAGAUAACAUCACGAUCAUUCACUGUUAUGGGAGGAGGUCAAAAUACCAACAUUAACAGAAGUUUGGAAGAAGUUUAUUUCAAUCCUCAUGGGUGACUUUAAGAGGCUCAGGACUUCAGUGAAGUCCUGUAAGUAGUGUUUUGGUGAAUAAAUACGGCAGCCGGCCGGUGGUGAUAGCAGGAGGCUUAUUAUGCUGUCUUGGAAUGGUGUUGGCCUCCUUUAGUAGCAGCGUGGUACAGCUGUACCUCACUAUGGGAUUCAUUACAGGUUUAGGUUUAGCCUUCAACCUGCAACCCGCCUUAACCAUAAUUGGCAAAUACUUCUAUAGGAAGCGACCCAUGGCAAAUGGAUUGGCCAUGGCAGGAAGUCCUGUUUUCUUAAGUUCAUUGGCUCCUUUCAAUCAGUACCUUUUUAAUACUUUUGGCUGGAAAGGAAGCUUCCUGAUUUUGGGAAGUCUACUUUUGAAUGCCUGUGUGGCUGGUUCCCUCAUGAGACCCCUUGGACCCAAUCAAACCACUUCUAAGUCUAAAAAUAAGACUGGCAAAACAGAAGAUGAUUCAAGCCCAAAGAAAAUCAAAACGAAGAAAUCAACUUGGGAAAAAGUUAAUAAGUAUUUAGAUUUCUCCCUUUUUAAGCAUAGAGGAUUUCUGAUAUAUCUGUCUGGAAAUGUCAUUAUGUUCCUAGGUUUUUUUGCCCCCAUUAUAUUCUUGGCUCCAUAUGCUAAAGACCAAGGAAUUGAUGAGUACUCGGCAGCUUUUCUGCUAUCUGUUAUGGCUUUCGUUGAUAUGUUUGCUAGGCCUUCUGUAGGAUUAAUUGCAAACUCCAAAUAUAUUCGACCUCGAAUUCAGUACUUCUUCAGUUUUGCAAUCAUGUUCAAUGGAGUGUGUCACCUCUUGUGCCCACUGGCACAGGACUACACAAGCCUGGUAUUAUAUGCUGUAUUUUUUGGCCUUGGAUUUGGGAGUGUUAGCAGUGUUCUCUUUGAAACUCUCAUGGACCUCGUGGGUGCACCAAGAUUUUCCAGUGCCGUCGGACUUGUCACAAUUGUGGAGUGUGGCCCAGUUCUUCUUGGCCCUCCUCUUGCAGGUAAAUUGGUGGAUUUAACUGGAGAAUAUAAAUACAUGUACAUGUCCUGUGGGGCUAUUGUGGUAGCAGCAAGCGUGUGGCUGCUCAUUGGCAAUGCUAUCAACUAUAGAUUGCUUGCAAAGGAAAGGAAGGAGGAAAAUGCAAGGCAGAAGACCAGAGAAUCUGAACCCUUGAGCAAAUCUAAACAUUCGGAAGAUGUUAACGUCAAAGUUUCAAAUGCACAGAGUGUAACCUCAGAAAGAGAAACUAACAUUUAACAAGAAUCACAUCUCUGAUUUCAGUGUUUAUGACUUUAUCUAGGAGUUUGUUUUUCAUUUUGUUUUUUUAAAGUAUUAGAAAAGGUUUUAGCUGAAAUGAGGAGUCACAAUUAAGGAUGGAGGUGAUAUUUUCCUCAAUGGCAAAUUUUAAAUUAGUUUUUAAAAACUUACUUAUUUGGGUAGUUAAAUUUUGAGAUUAUGCAUAGAAAGAAUCCAUGCUAUAGGUUUAUUUCCAUACCUGACUCUGGGUGUGGUGGUUAAAAUACUAAUUUUAAAGUCUUCCAGUGACUUUCGGUCUUGGUUAUAUGGAGAAUUCUGAAUCCCAAACCCCUGGUUUAAGUAGGUAGAAGGAGGAUGCCUAAUCCUACAAAGUGACCCUUUAUACAUUUCAUUUUUUAUUUGAUAUUAAAGUAUGAGAUAGAGUUGAGAGACAAUUAAUUAUCCCCUCUUACACACAAACACACAUACUCCCACAUACUUACCCACAUGUACACAGAGUAUCUGGAGAAUAAAACCCAAAUUCAAAAAAAAAAAUGAUAAUUUAUUUUUAAGGUAAAAAUAAUCCAUGAAGAUAAAAGAAACAUAUGUCUGCGUGCUACUUUACAAUGUUGGUUUUAAAGAUAAGCACAUGGGUAAAAAUGAGGGUGAUCCUUAUUCAAAAAUAACAUCUGACUACUAUAAAAAUAUUUGCAUAUAUAAGUUUGACAAAGAAAAGAAAAUCAAUGUUAAACCAUUAAAUCUGAGCACUGUUAGACUUGAUUAAUCCAUGCACAUGAUUUUUUUUGAGUAGGGAGCAUUAGUACCUGGUGCUAGAGAAUAGAACCCUCAAAUAAUUUUUAGAAUUCUUACCUAAUAUGUAAAAGUCUGCAUGACUCUUAACAAUGAGUCACAUCCAUUGAUUUUACAGGGAUUUUAGUUCGUAAUCCAGAAAGUAAUAAUCAGGGAUUUUAUUUUAAUCAGGCAUCAAUCCAGAUUCACUGUUAUACUGAAAUAUCAAAGUAAAAUCCUAGUUGGCAGGAUUGUAAGUAGACCGAAUUCUAAUUUUUCCCAACACAUAGUGGUAAUUGGAGGUUACUGUUAUGAAUACUCCAUCUGACUACGACUAAGAGAGUGAGGGGUGGUUUUAAUGAACCCUCUAAGCUCUCUCAGUUCCUUCCCUUCCACAAAAUGCAAGAGCAAAAGCAAACUACAAACAGGCCUUGUGCUCAACCACUGGAAAUGCCUCCUGGGAUAAGAAUGGCAGCACUUGAAAAUUCUGCCCUCUACUGAUGAGACUUCCUGCUGCCUUUGGACAUAACUAAGCCAGGAAACUUUAAAAGCCUUCUAGAAAUAGAGGCACUGUAUGACUUGCAAUCGUAGGUAUAGUUUAUAACCUGAUAGCAAAAAACUUGAAAUAUUGCAGCCCAGUUUAAUUCAGCACUUUCCCAUUUUCAUAACUAUGUGAAAACAUCUGGGAAUUUGAAUCACUCCUGAAUACAGAGGCAUAUUCUUUUUAAACUAUAAAUACCAUUUUGAGUGAGAAAGUACUUUUAAACAAGAAAGAAAUUGUACAUUAUGACUAAAGUUAUAAAUACAAUAUUUAUAUCUAUAAAUCUGAAGUUUAACAUGAUUAAUUUAAAAAGUAUUUAGUGCUUGACAAAGUAGUGUCACUCUUAAGAUGUCAAAGGGAAUUAGCCAUUUUUUUUAUUGUAAUAAAGGCAGGUGCUAUUUUUUUCUGGUGAGAUUGCACCUGGAUACCAGGCUUUUGUAAUAGUUAACAUUAAACAUUUGAUUCAUAAAGUUAAUUCACUGCUUAAGCAUGUGGCUCAUAUUUAGGAAGCUAUAUAAAAUUCAGUUUUUCAUUUAACAUUUGCUCUUUUGCAUAUGAAGAGAUAUUUGUAUUUUUCAAAUGUUAAGUAAAACAAGAUGUGCCAAUAUCAUAGGUAAAUAAAUUAGGGAAAAUGUGGGACUUUAUGGCUGUUUUUAAUUUAGUUUCACCCGAUCUUGAUUCUUGAAUUAGCUAUGUUUAUAUUUUUAGUUCUUUUUUAUUCAACUCAGAUUUGUCAAGAAAUGUAACCUCUAAAUUGUGUAGUACCUCUCCAAUCAUAAAUUUUCAAAAAAAAAUUCUACUUUCCAAAAAGUGUCUUGAAUUCUCUGAAAAGGCACAUUAAACUAAUAUGAACAUCAGAUACCAGGGGGAAAUAAAUGGCAAAGUAAUAAUCAUGAGGUUUUAGGUCAAAGACUACAUUAUAUAUAUUUUUUAUUACCUUCUAGUAGAGACAUCCUCCUGGGUGCAUUUCAGUGGCCUUCUCCAGGGAGGAGGUUUAUUUACUUACUGAUGAGUUUCUCGUCACGUCAAAACCAGUUCACAUUUGUCUGGCUGCUCUUUGGUUGUCUUCAUUCGUUAUUUAUUUCUAACACUGUAUUAAAUUGUUAGAAAAGAAAGUAAAACUUGCACAUUCAAAGCACAUGAUUUGUACAGUCACACCUGGCAGUAGCACUGCACAGUUACAAAUAUGCACACACGUUAACUGCUAUGCAUAAAUAUUGACAGUUAAACCAGAACACAAUUGAAACAGUGACAUAAAUACCUACAGGAUUCAGAAUUGUUCCAGGGUAAUAUAAAUUAUUCUACUUGUUCACUCUCCCCACCCUCUUGAACUUGUUAGAAGAUUUGCUGCUUUAGCAGAAUCUUUCCAAGAUUGAGAAAAGUGUAUCAACCUAGGAUUUUCAUUACUAUAUAGUCACAUAAAUGGAGGAGGAGAUAUAUUUGGCUUCUGCCUCUGCAACAAUUAGUAUGAACAUAUUUCUUUCUCUAGGGAAUAAUAGGUUUUAAACAUUUGAGAUAUCAUGAAGCAAAGUCAGGGUAUACCACUACAAUCCCCACUAAUCUCUAUUCCCACAUUAUGAAAUUGUACAGAAGAAAGGGUGUCAUUAAAUCAAGGUAUCCAGAUAAUUCAUGGCUACUUUAACUAUUUUUUCAUUCGUGUUAACUGAGCCCCCCAUAUUUUUUACUACUUAACCUUAAAUAUGCCAUCACUAAUUUAUGAAUAGAACAUUGUGUUUGCACUUUUCCUGACCUAUCCUCACCCCCUUUCCUGAUCCUUUUUGCAUUCACCUAGCACACCUUAAGAGACAAAAAAUCAGGUUUUAGUGUAUUUCACAUUGGAAGACAUGAUGUUUUCUCAGUAUAAAUCUACAGGACUCAUAAACAAUCACUUUUUUGGUGCCAAGUUUCAACCCUUUAGCUCAUGGACUCAUUGGCCUCAGCCUAAUACUAAGAAACAAGUAAAAUAAUUAGAUUUUCUAUGUUUGAAUGUGCACUUUAAAAAAUCUAGAUAAUUUAUACUCAUUCUUUUCUGGCUGUACAACAUGACAAUCAAGAAUAUAGAAAAGAAGACUAAAAGAUAUAUGAUAUAAAUGUAAGUUUUUAUGUAGAUGACAUAAAUAUGAAGAGAUAUUCUUGGUCAGUUGGUUGAAACAUUUUUUAUCUAAAACACCUUUAAAAAAUCCCUUUCAUAUGUAGAAUGUGGAAGGCUUUUAAUAAAACAAAAAUUAUUAUUUUUAGGCUUAAUUUAAUAGGGAGAUUGGAUGCAUAGUGGAAAGGGAACUAAUAUUUAUAUGUUAUGCAUUUUGCUUAUGUAAUGCCUUUCAAUAUGAAAACCAAAACCAUGGCAGAAUUAUUACUAGCUUGAUAUGACAGAUGAGUGAAAACAAAAAACAAGCUCAGCAGACUACCCAAAGUUAAAAGGUAGUAUGAACCAAAAUUAAAACUCAGGUUUACGUAACCAGAAAGAUCCCCGAGGUGUUCACUACCGUGCUGCCUCCCAAUAGAGGCCAGAGAAGCAAAGGAAGAUAAAAUAUAGGUACAAAAAAGAUACAUCCUAUAUAGUAAAACAAUUAGGUUUAACUGUAACUUGUAUUAUGAUUUAUUUAGUGUUUAUUAGAGAACUGCAUUUGCUAGAACCUGAAUAUGUAAUUUCUUUCUUUCUUUCUUUUUUUUUUUUUUUGAGACUGAGUCUCGUUCUUGUCGCCCAGGCUGGCGUGCAGUGGCACAAUCUCGGCUUACUACAACCUCUGCCUCCCAGGUUCAAGCAAUUCUCCUGCCUCAGCCUCCCGAGUAACUGGAAUUACAGGCAUGUGCCACCAUGCCCGGCUAAUUUUGUGGCUUUUUUUGUUUUGUUUUGUUUUGUUUUGUUUUAGUAGAGAUGGGGUUUCUCCUUGUUGGUCAGGCUGGUCUUGAACUCUGACCUCAGGUGAUUCACUCGCCUCUGCCUCCCAAAGUGCUGGGAUUACAGGCGUGAGCCACUGCGCCCAGCCUUGAAUAUGUAAUUUCUGAUUGCCUGCUUUUCUCCCCAAUGCAAAUUAUCUCAAAUAAUGAUAAUUAUUACAUAUAGACAUAAUUACUUCAAUAUGACUCUUUUUCUCAUAAAAAUAAUGACAUAUUUGAGUCAGGCAUAAUACAUUUUUUCUGAGGUUGGAGUUAGCAGGAAAAUGUUAUCUUUUAUGAAUAAAUAAUUCCCAGAUUGGUUGCUACAUAUCAUGAUUCAAAAAGUAAAAUAAUUACCUGGAUGUGGUGAUGUGCACCUGUAGUCCCAGCUACUCGGGAGGCUGAGACGAGAGGGUCAUUUGAGCCCAGGAAGUUGAGGCUUCAGUGAGCUAUAAUGGCCCCACUUGCAGUCCAGCCUAGGCAAUAGAGUGAGAAUCUGUCUCUAUUAAAAAAAAAAUAAAAUGUUCUUACUAGAAAACAUUAUAUUUAGAAUUUUAGUGAUUAUUCCAUUUAUAAUAUUAUCCGUAGCUACCAAAAAAAAGAUUAUAAGAUACAAAUGAUUUGGUUUACCCAUACAGUUACAUAUUAAUUUUCAUCAUUUAAUACAACUUACCCUACACCGUAGCUUAUUUUUCAAGUUUCUCUGAACAUCUUUGUUGUCAUUCACCUCUUUGUCUAUUUGUUCUGUAGAGAAAACAAGUGUCAUUGCUUUUGUCUUCUCCAUCUAGACUUUUGCAGUCCUUAGACUAUAGUUCUCCUUAGCUCUAUUCAAAUAGUGCACUUGCAAGGCGCUGCAUUCUUCUCAAAGUCAGCCAUGAUGCACAUAUUUAUAAUUACAUACACAUAUAAUUGAAUAUGAUUUUAGAGUCUUGAAAAACUGAUCUUCUUUGGCACUAUCCUGAAUGUUUCUGAUUUUCUUAAAGUGCCUGACAAUAUUGAGUAACAAAGCUUACCAUCACCACAUUGCACCAUUAUGUAUUAUUCUGUCUCCAUCAAUGCAGUGACAUCACUGAUACAUCAUACCAACAAGAUUUCUAACCACAACCAUUCAGAGCACUAAUUAGCAUCUAUAUUGAGAAUAUAAGAUUAAUAUUACAAACUUGACUUUACUCAUCUCUCUUUAAGAUUUUGAUUUCUGCACAACCAUAUGCAGAACUCAUGUUUGAGAAGGCACUUAAAAGCUGAAAGGCCCAAUUAUCAGUAAUUAUAAUGCUUGCAUGAUCAAAAUUACAAAUUAUCUUUGUUGAUACAAUUAAAAAUGAGUAAUUUUCUGAGCUUAUGUCACUUUUUUAUAGUUCUGAUUUUCUCUUCUUUCCUAUCAGUUGUUUGUACACUGGAGAUUUUAGCUCUUUACAGGGUGCUACAAUCUGGUUUAUUUUAGUCUUCUCUCCUCUACUGCUUUUUCUUCACUUUAAUUCAUUUAUGUGCAAAUCAGGGAAGAAUUGCUGUAGUAUUGAGAAUGGUCAUUUUAAAAGUCUCUACCUUAAGAGCAAAAUUAAUAUUGCAAAAUGAAUUUUUGAUUUUACAGAAGCAUAUGGGAAUUUAGAUCAAAUUACAUCUCCCAUCCCAAUCUCCUGCUUCUUCAUCAUCUCCUAAAUGUUUUCCUUUCUAUGUUUUUAUAAUAUCUAGGUAAAACUUGUUUAGCAUUUUUUAUUUAAUUAUGGACAUAUUUAGUAUGGACUUUUGUUUCUUUGGUAUAGUUAGUUACACUUGUUUGCAUGAUCUACAUGUUUUUCAGUCUCCAUAUAUACUUGUUAAUAAGGUGAGCAAUAUUCAGGAAUAUUUCAGUAGGCAAUUAAUGAUCAUAAAUUUAUUCACAUUUCAGUAAAUAUUUUUCACAUGAUCAAACAGGAUUUUUUGUUUCUUUUUAAUUUAAAUAUGGCAAAAUAAGCUAGAGAAUCUCAGUGUGAAAACACUGAUACUGAACAUUCUAUUAAAAUAGAAUAAGUUCGUGUAGGGACAUGGAUGAAAUUAGAAAUCAUCAUUCUCAGUAAACUAUCGCAAGAACAAAAAACCAAACACCGCAUAUUCUCACUCAUAGGUGGGAACUGAACAAUGAGAACACAUGGACACAGGAAGGGGAACAUCACACUCUGGGGACUGUGGUGGGGUCGGGGGAGGGGGGAGGGAUAGCAUUGGGAGAUAUACCUAAUGCUAGGUGACGAGUUAGUGGGUGCAGCGCACCAGCAUGGCACAUGUAUACAUAUGUAACUAACCUGCACAUUGUGCACAUGUACCCUAAAACUUAAAGUAUAAUAAUAAUAAAUAAAAUAAAAUAAAAUAAUAAAAAUAAAAAUAAAAUAGAAUAAGUUGAUAAAAGCUCCUCUGUUCAGAAAAACAAAAGAAUGGCAUUUUAUCUCACAUAAAUUUAGGAUGAAAUUUUAAAACAUUCUUUUGACUAAGACUUUAAUUCUUAUAUGCAUCUAAAAUAAAUGUUUUGAGUUAGACUCAGUUUAUAUAGCUUCCUCGUUAGAGUACACAUUUUUUUUCUCAUCCUCCGAAUCUCAAGAGUACAUAUUUCUGACAAGCUUUUCAAUGGUACGAUGGAUUUUAUUUUUCUAUCAUCAACUUUCUAUAUUUAACUAAAGCAUUAGUAUUUCUAGAUUUAGUGAAAUAGCAAAUAUGAAUUAAAAUAUUUAUUUCUAAACAUUAGAUCUAAUUGUAUUUUGAUUUGUUUUGAUAUAUUUAUGUCUCAGAAGAUAUGUUUAAUGAAUUCAUUUCAUCCUCUCAACCCUCAGUUUUGAUAGGUAUCCACAUUUUUACCAUAUAAAACUAGACUGGAUUAAGGAUUUUGCCUAAACCUAUACCAAUACUCUGAAUAAAUGCAGGGUUGGAGAUAGAAUUCAGGUCUUUUAACUUCUAACACACUUUUUUCUCCAUUGCACUACAGAAGCCGUAAGGUCAUAAUGAUGAUCUUUGUAGAGUAAAUAAAAUAUUUUCCUAGAAAUAUAUAUAACAACCCUACUUGAUAGUUUAUAGCCCAAAUGAAUAUAUUUUUCCAAUCAUGGUUUGCAAAAUCAUGUUUGCAAACUUACUUUGAAGACUAUUUCCUGAUUGCCACGGCAGAUAAUUCGUGGCAAAUCAGAAAUAAUAUUUAGUGAGAUUAAUUAUUUUGCACAAUAUAUGUUGUUAUAGCAAUAUCAAAAUCAUUUAAAACAUCAAUAUUGUAUUAAUAGAAAACAUGUCAAUAUCUCAUUAAUUCCUUUUUUAUUUUAUGUUCCUUUUUAUUUUAGAAGCAGUGUUCAUUUUUUUCUGAAGUAGAACGCCAGAGCACAGAACACACAGUUCAAGUUUAAAUUAUUAAAUUGUAUGCAAGAAAUUAUUGCCAUAGCAUAGUCUUGAGGAGAACACCUCUACAGUAUUUCUUGAUCUAAGAACCUGAACAUAUGUUAAUGAAAUUAUUAGAGUAAGUUCUAUCUCAAAAAUUUCUUAUUUUAUGAAUGUUUUCUUCACCUAAUAAACAAUACUAAAAUCCAUAACAGCUGUCUGGCAACAGUGUAAUUAGAGCUUCUUUUAUGUUAGAGAUUCCAUCUACCUCUGCAUCUUAUCUAGCUAGAUACAGUCUUUCUAAACUUUCUCCUUUAUUCCCAUGUAGAGAACAAACAAAAAUCACACCUAAAUUAAAGAUCUGUGGUGAAGGGGAAGAGGGGUUGCUAUUAGGAGUUUUCCCGGUAAAACUGUAAAAACAGUAAUCUGCAUUCAGUAUUUGUUUGCCUAGUUCAUCAAGAUAUUUACCCUAAAAACACAUUUUAAUAAAAAUUUGGGUAAACUCAUGUAUCGCAGUAAAAUCUUUUAUGAAUUGGGUGGGCCCUAAAAACAUCUGUAGUACGUGAUGUGUUUGGUUAGAUUCAGCCAAACCGACACCCGUAUGCUAAGACUGCAUUGUCAUUCUGACAGGAGGCAGGCCUCAGUAGUUGCAGUGAGUGCAUUUACUAAUAUAAGGAUCCUUCUUUGUAGUGACAACAAAAAUGAGAUUGUAACUUAAUCAAAUAUGAGUCAGAUAUAGUAAUUCCUGAUAUUGCAGAUGAAAGAGCAGGGUCUUUUCAAGUGCUUGCUACAACUGACUAAAUUUGAAGCUUUUUAUGUAAAAGUUCUUCUCCCAGAUAUUUUAAACCAGUAUGUUAAUUAUUUCCUAGAAUGAAUAAUUCUCCUUUUUUGAUAGAUUUUUGAAAUUGUUUUACUUACUACUUACAUACUUUGAACAAAUAUGUUUUUCUAAUCCCAGCAUUAAAUUGAAACAAAUAUUUAAAAUAAGAUUGUUGGAAUAAAAGUUAUAGAUAGUCACUUGUUGCUAAUAAAAGACAUUCCUUGGCAACAGCCACAUCCAGCUAACUUUUGCAAGAAUUUUUUAAGGGAUUAGAUUUAGGGGUUAAUGUUUAGAAUUAUUUUUAAAAUAUAAAUUAUAUUUUAGGCUGUAUUUUUGUGAUUUUUAAGUGAAAAAAAUAAAAUGUAGUUGUCUUGUUUAUUCUAUAGAUAUCUUAAUGACCACUGAACAAAUGAUCAUAUUGCCACAUGGUCUAUCAACUAUGGUUACUAUGAUAGUGAAAUAAAGAGGAUAGUUUUGCUUGACACCUAAAUGAUCCAAACAGUUGUUUUUACAUGACUUAAAUCAUGGCUGUAUUAUUUCAUUUUUAAAGAAAAUAAAGUAUAAAAUAAUACAUUUAAAAUACCUGUCAAAGUUUUAAAAUAUAAGAUAGAACCUUCUUUUUUUGCCUUCUUACACAUGAAUGUACUUAAAGUAUUGUUAUGUGAUCUUGGGAUACUUAUUUAUUUUUGAAAUUUUUGUAUAUAUAGCAUUUCUGAACUUAGCAAAUAAUAUGUGUAAAGGAAUUAACCAAAAAUGAAAGAACUGGCAUUUUCAUAUGGAUACAUAUUUUGCUUAAACUAAAUAAAAUAACUUAGAUUUAUUUAAAUCAGGAAUAUUUUACGUUGUUGAUCAUUUUUAAAGUAUAUUUUGUUCAAAUAUUCCUAAUUUGUUUUUCAGCACACUUGUUUAAGUUCUUGCCUUUCAGGUAUACUACAGCGUUAUAUGAACAUAAUGUUUUAAAAAAAUCUUGGUUGUAGUUUCUAAUUUUCACUGCAUAACAAAUUUGAAACCAAAUGUUGAAUUUCUCUGUGAGGGUACUUAUUUUGCCUACAGUUUCAAAUAUAUUUUCAAAUUCAUCUCUUUCUUACUAGACUGUGAGCUCCUUGUGGACAAGGAUGUUAUUUUAGUUAUAAUGACAACUUUAAUAUCUAGCAAAGUGCCAGGCAUAGAGUAUUCCUUUAUUGAAAUGAAUUGAUAGAUAUUGAUUAUUAAAAUGCUACUACAGUAUUCUACGAUGCAGGCUGAAUGUAUAUUACAGUAAUUCUCUGGCUAAUUUUAAAAGUAAGACAUAGAAAACAAAACACCUGUAGCAUUUUCUUUAUUUAAAAUUGAAACUCUGUUUUGAAUCCUUUUUAUUUUGUCAAACAUUCUAUGCAAAUAUUGAAAUAUGCAACAGCUAAACUUUAUGGUACAUAUUAAUUAGUUUUAUUUUCUUUUCAAAAUCAGAAAUGCUGUAUUUAAGCUUCCUGGAAAUGUCGACAAUCAUUUUAAUGACCAAAGGUGCUACUUAUUUUUCAACAUUGACCUUGAUCAUAAGUGCUUCUAUCUGCUGAGCUUUAUUUAUUGUUUUUGGACAGAAAGUUUGGUGGGAAGGUUGCAAUAAAAUCAGAAUCUCUCUUGUCUGAAUUAUGCAGUUUAACCCUGUCCAUGUUCCUCUGUACUCUAUUCUUACUGUAUUUUAGUUAUUGUUUCUUACUUAUCACUAAUUUUUACUGCAGGUCUGUGCUGUUUCUUAGAAAGUACAUGCAUAUAUAUUUCUAUAAUAUGUAAGAAAAAACCUGUAUUGCUUAUUAAAUUAAAAUUAAAAUAAAAAAAUUCAUGUUAAA